UGAGAGCUCCGGUACCCGCGGUGAGAGCCCGGUAGCCGCGGUGAGAGCCCCGGUACCCGCGGUGAGAGCCCCGGUAGCCGCGGUGAGAGCCCCGGUAGCCGCGGUGAGCGCCUGCCAGGGCCCGGCGGGCUCAGAGCUCGCUGAGAUGGCUGAGAGCAGCCCCAGGAGCCUGCAGGACCCCCCCAGCUCUGCCCCUGAUGAGAACGAGUUCCCCUUUGGGUACCCCACCAGCAUCUGUGAGGACGUGCCUGGGCAGAAGUUCCUGUGCAGCAACUGCCACAACAUCCUGAAGAAAGCCCUGCAGACGCUGUGUGGGCACAGGUACUGCUCUGCCUGCCUCACCUGGAUUGUCAGAAACAAUAAAAAUGCAAUUUGCCAGAAAUGUAAAGAGGAAGAUCCUAACACUAUAGGUGAGGAAAGCCUAUUGGCAGAAGACAGGGCUUUUGGUGAUGCUGCCAUUAAUAAAGAGAUUUCUGAGCUCAGAGUCCGCUGUGUGACCCCUGGGUGCAGCUGGUCUGGUGUCAUGAAGGAUUUUGAGGAGCAUCAGAGUUUAUGUGAAUAUGCUCUGAUCCCCUGUCACACUGGCUGUGGGCACGUGGUGAUGAGGAGGAAGCUGGCAGAUCACUUGGAAAAUGGAUGUGUCAAUAAUGUGACAGUGUGUCAGCAGUGCCACUGCAGCCUGGCCAGCUCUGAGUGCCAGGAGCAUUCAUGUGAAGGCAGUUUAUGCAAGGAACAAAAACCUGUGCAAACAGAAACAGCAUCAAAGGAAAAGAGCCACUCUACAUCCUCAGCCAGCAAGGAUGGCUGCUGUUUUUCUGAAGUUGGCUGUGCAUUUAGGGGAAGCAAAGAGAAGAUCCAGGAGCACGAAAAAUCCGCGGUGGGAGCGCACAUGCUGCUCCUGCUGCAGCACAUGAGGCACCUGCAGGGAUCCCUGCGCCCCAAGGGCUUCUCCCCACGGCCAGAGCUGAGCCUGAGGAGUGCAGGGAAAAGCAUCUGUGAGCUGCAGAUGCCAGCAGAGCCAGAGCUGGACUGUUUCCCUGCUUCUUCUGUCCCCGGGGAUGAGUCUGUCCUGCAGCAGCUCACGAGGGAGAAGGUGAUUUCUGAGCUGGAAAAUAAGCUGCAGGUGUUUGAGAACAUUGUGGCAGUGCUCAAUAAGGAGGUGGAGAGCUCCCAUCUGGAAAUCCUGGCCUUCAGGAGGCAGAGUGAGCUGGACCAGAACAUAAUACGGGGCCUUGAGCUGAAGAUUGCAGAGCUGCACCAGUGCCUGAUGCAGAAGGAUGCAGGGCUGAGCAGCCUGCACAAGAGCCUGCUGUUCUCUGAGCAAGCCUCCUACGAUGGCAUCUUCCUCUGGAAAAUCACCGAGGUGGGCAGGAAGCUGCAGGACUCUGUGACUGGCAGGACAGUCAGUUUGUACUCCCCAGCUUUCUACACUGCAAAGUAUGGCUACAAGGUGUGUCUGAGGGUGUACCUGAACGGGGAUGGGACAGGGAAGGGAACCCACAUGUCCCUGUUCUUCGUUGUCAUGAAGGGAGAUUACGACGCUUUGCUCCCGUGGCCCUUCAGGCACAAGGUGACGUUCAUGUUGCUUGACCAAAACAACAGGGAGCACAUCAUCGAUGCCUUUCGCCCAGACCUGACUUCUGCCUCCUUCCAGAGGCCCGUGAAUGAGAUGAACGUGGCCAGUGGCUGCCCCCUGUUCCUGCCCCUGGCCAAGCUGCAGUCCCCCAAGCACGCCUACGUCAGGGAGGACACGCUUUUCCUCAAGUGCAUCAUAGAGACAAAUUAGCAGCUCCUCAAGUGUGGCCGGCCUUUAAAAUAAUCAGUUGUGAUAAAGCAUCGCAUUUCAAAAACACCCACCCCGUAAACAAAUAUUUAUCAAAGUUUGUUUGGGGAGGAACUGGAUAUUCUGUGUGUUUUCCUCUGUUCCACCUUUCAAAUGUUCUUCCAGGGAGAGAGUACUGGAGUAAUUUACCUAAACAGAUCAUGCUUCUCCUCUCUGUAUCACUUUGACAAGUGCUGUAUUUAUUACAAUCAUUCAUAUUUUCUUAAGAUUUUAUUUAUUUCCUAAAUAAAACUCAGUAACUUAAGAAAGGCUUGGUGGUUUUUUCACUGUCAGAUAGGGAAUUGAGCAGCUUGGAGAGGUUACAGAAACAGCUGAGCUGUGCUACACUUUCCUUCCUUGCUGUUUCCUUUCCUUCUUUCUGGGGAAAGGAAGAUCCUGUUGGAAAUGCCCAGAACAUCUCUGUGUAUUGUGUAUUUCCCUGAAAGCUGCCUGGCUGGGAGAGCACUUCCAGGCUCUUCAACAGAGCCCAUGGAGAGAGCUCAGUUAGAAAAAGGGUGGAUAUGGAUCAAAUCCACGCUAAAUAAACAGACACGAAACCCGAUGCCCAGGGCUCCUCCUUUCAAAGGCACAGCUGGCAGAGAGCAGCCAGAUCUCAGCCAGAUCCCAGCCAGAUCCCAGCCUGAUCCCAGCCUGAUCCCAGCCAGAUCCCAGCCAGAUCUCAGCCAGAUCUCAGCCAGAU
Molecule: messenger RNA, 2522 nt
Organism: Melospiza georgiana
Lineage: Eukaryota; Metazoa; Chordata; Aves; Passeriformes; Passerellidae
Gene: TRAF1
Product: TNF receptor associated factor 1
Exons: 11
Coding region: 146-1786 (546 amino acids)
Biological process (GO): regulation of apoptotic process; tumor necrosis factor-mediated signaling pathway; regulation of canonical NF-kappaB signal transduction
Cellular component (GO): plasma membrane signaling receptor complex; cytoplasmic side of plasma membrane
Molecular function (GO): ubiquitin protein ligase binding; tumor necrosis factor receptor binding; zinc ion binding
Source: RefSeq, a predicted model, not a curated record